Molecule: messenger RNA, 1116 nt
Organism: Ustilaginoidea virens
Lineage: Eukaryota; Fungi; Ascomycota; Sordariomycetes; Hypocreales; Clavicipitaceae
Exons: 2
Coding region: 1-1116 (371 amino acids)
Source: RefSeq, a predicted model, not a curated record
AUGAAUUCUGCCUCGGGGCGUGCCGGCGUCAUUCGCGCUCGUGACGAUGCUUCCAGCAUGGACAAGCUGGUUCAUUCCGUCCUCGACGAUAUACUCUACAAUGUCAUUUCGGACUUGGCCAUGAAGGUUCACCGGGACGAAAAGACGGCCAAGGCCACCACGGCGGCAAUCCGAGUCGAGAAGAUGGCGUCGGACGCUUCCGCCAGCUCGUCGCCCGACUCACGACCCGACAUUCGAGUCGAGACGGAUUCUGCCCUGUACCAAGAUGGAAGAGUCCUGCUAAAGGGCAACCCCCUCGCGACAAUACGGGACAUUUUGUGCCCCAAAUGCCAGCUACCCCGGCUACUGCACCCGACCGACGGCAAGGGAGCCCGAAAGCCCGACCCGGCCGUCAUCUACUGCAAAAAGCACCCUUACAUUGACAAGCCGGGCUGCGACAUUUACGGCCAGAGCUGGGUAGCGCCGGGGCCCGGGCGAGGCAAGAAGAAGAAGGACGUGGAGAAGAAGGAGGACGGCACGCCAGAGCAGCGACCCCCCAACGUGCUCUCCUUCCCGUCGGCAACCUGCAGCAAAUGCAAACGAUGCAUCCUCGUCACCCGACUGAACAACCACAUGGGCUCCUGUAUCGGCAACAGCGGCCGGAACGCCAGCCGAGCCGCCGCGCAGAAGCUCAACGGCAAUUCCCAAAACGACUCGACGCCGCCGUCGUCGCAAAAGGCGACCCCGACGCCGGGCUCCCGCGCCGGCAGCCCUCGAAAACGAGACGCUAGCGAAGACGACGCAGAUUCGGACGCGAGCCACCAGAAGAAGAAGCUGAAGCCCUCGGCCAGCAGCAGCUUGACCAAGAAGGUCAUCAUCAAGACGAAACCCACCUUGAAGAAGAAGGACAAGACGAAAGGGGCAUCUCAACUGAGCCAGGAGCACAGGUUGGAUUCGGGCUCCCCAGCCUCGAACGGGAGAGGGACGCCAAAACCUUCAACCAAGAACGGGAGCCCUGUCAAGAAGAUCAAGACGGCCAAGCCGGCCCAUAGCUCGCCAAUGUCCAAGACUGGGAGAGAUGUUGACGCCAUGUCGGAAAUAUCCGACGCCAUGUCGUCGCCGCCGCCGGGAAAGUAG